UCUUCCUCACGACUUCUCUUCCAUGUGACUUCUGAAAUCUCUUCGUUGUCCUGUCUCCGGUGCUGAUUACUCUACGUUGCAUUAUUCAGCAAGAGAUUUGUUUAACUCGGAGAACCCGAGACAGAGCAGAGACAUGUUGGAUUCCUCUCCUACCUUCUCCAACAAGAAGAACAAGCGCAAGAAGCUGCAACAACUACUGUUCUGCUUCUUUGCUCGAAUUUUUGGUCAUUCUUUCUCACCUUCCUCUUAUAAAACAAAGGCCAAGGCCAACCCUGAGCUCAAAGACUCCAUCGAACCACCUAUUGCUCUAAGUUUUGUUAAAUCAGAGAUGAAGGGUGGUGGGAUAAGGACGAAGGUCGAGGAAGCGAAGGGCGAGGAAGUGGAUGCGGCGGGGAUGAAGAGGUCGGUGAAGCAGCUGCACUUUGGAGGGUGGGAGGAAAAGGGGGAGGCGGCGUUGGAGAUUAAGAGGCUGGCGAAAGUGGAUGCUCGUAUGAGGCGGUCGCUGGCCAAGCUGGGUGUCAUUCCGUCGCUGGUGUCGAUGCUCGCUGAGGCGCAGGAUGAUCAUUGCCGCCACUUGGCCAUUGAAGCGCUGAUCGAGCUUGCUCAUGGUACUUUUACAAACAAGGCGCUUAUGGUGGAGGCCGGACUCCUUGUGAAACUACCACAGCUCACGGACGCUCUACAGUUCCCUGGAAAGCAAGAACUUGCAGUCCUCCUCUUCUCCAUCUCUUCUCUUGCAAAAACUCAAUUCCCCAUUGCCCCUUGCCACAUCAUUGCCUUCCUAACUGAGAUCCUUAACGCCAAAGAAGUUGCUGAGGAGAUAAAGAUUACAUGCCUAGCAACUCUAUACAAUCUGUCGACAAAGCUGGACAAUACUAGAGCUAUUGUUUCGAGCGGUGCUGUCCCUACUCUGAUAAGCUUGUCGUCAAACAGAAGGGCCUCGGAGGGAGCUCUAGCCAUCAUGGGGAACUUGAUUCUAAGUGCGAUGGGAAAGAAGGUCAUUGAAGAUGACUCCAUGGUUCCAAAAGCCUUGAUCGACACUACGACAUGGUUCGACAAGCCUCGAUGCCAAGAGCUUGCUGUUUACAUACUGAUGAUUCUCGCUCAUGGGAGCAAAACACAGAGGCAGAAGAUGGCAGGGUUAGGGAUGGUGCCACUACUUCUGGAGGUGGCCUUGUUAGGGAGCCCCCUUGCACAGAAGAGGGCGCUUAAGAUGCUGCAGUGGUUUAAAGAUGAGGGGCAAUCAAAGAUAGGAGUGCAUUCUGGGCCUCAAACUGAAAGGAUCUCACUUUCAAGAAGCCUUGUCAGUGGGCGAGAGACAAACAAAUGUCAGAAGGCUGUCAAGCAGAUGGUAGAGCAGAGUCUCAGUAACAACAUGGAAGCGAUCAUGAGAAGAGCUCGUGUACCAGAGAAUUUUUCUAGUUUUAAAAGCUCUGUGGCAAGCUCUAGCUCUAAGAGCCUGCCUUACUAAUUAAAUCUCCAUCCACCGCAUCAAACCUUCACCUUUCUUUUGAAAGUUUGGUUCUGGUGAUGGCGAGAUUGUACAUUUAAUAAUAACAAAUGAGACAUUCCACAAAA
Phoenix dactylifera (date palm) is the source of this 1578-nucleotide messenger RNA. RefSeq names its product ARM repeat superfamily protein. The record is from RefSeq and is a predicted model, not a curated record. Lineage: Eukaryota; Viridiplantae; Streptophyta; Magnoliopsida; Arecales; Arecaceae. Gene Ontology annotation, molecular function: protein binding.